ACAACUUAAAUAAAAUUUAAUAACAAAAUAUAUACAAAAUUAAUAGUUUAAUAUUCGAUUUCGACUAUACUUGUUUAAACUUAAACCUUUGCAUCAUAUUAGUUUGUCUAUACACAUAUGCUUUGGGUUCUUUAUCUUAUAUCUUAUUUCAUAGUGGGGACCGACUGCUCAAGAUUCUCGCUGGUAUAUCUUAUUUCAUAGUGGUUCUUUAUCUUAUAUCUUGUCAUUGAUCAUUAAUUAAUUAGUUAAAUAUUAUAAUUUUACUUUGUGAUCAGAUUAAAAAUAUAACAAAAAUCAUGCCCAAUAUUGCUCAUAUAUGGUAUAUCUCCGCUAAUUUAAUUUCAUACCAAUUUGUAUCGCCUUUUAACCAAAUCCAGAUAUGUCCGGCGACAACCACAUACAGGUUGCAGCCCUCCCGGCGGCGGAGGUUGUAGUAGUAAUGGUGCCGUUCGUGGCACAAGGUCACCUGAACCAGCUCCUCCACCUCUCCCGUCUCGUCUCCGCCUACAACAUCCCCGUGCACGUCGUCAGCACCACUCAUCACAUCGGCCAAGUCCGCUCCCGCCACCAUAGUUUCGACCAACUUUCCGACGACGUCUCCACCCACAUCCACUUCCAUGCAUUCCCAACCCCUCCCUUCAUUACCCCUCCUCCACACACUUCCAUCCCUUUCCCUACCCACCUUCAACCCUCCUUCGACUCCACCCUCCAUCUCCGCCACCCUGUCGCCGACCUCAUACGUUCUCUCUCACAAAUAGUUAAGAGAGUCGCCGUCAUCCACGACGUUCUCAUGUCUUACGUCGUUCAAGACGUGAAGUCGAUACCCAACGCUGAGACUUACGUCUUCCAACCGCCGCCGGCUUUCUACCGAGCCUCCACCCACUGGGAGAAAACCGGCGGACCAUUCCCGGUUGACCUGGAUCUGAUGAAUAGGCUCCCUUCUCGCGACGGAAUAUCCAGCCCGGAAUUUCUGAAUUUCGUGAUGCUUCAACAACCCCACCUCAACUUUCACGUAGGAGAAUUAUACGAUUCAUCGAGAGUGAUUGAAGGCAAAUUCAUCGAAUAUCUAAAGAGUGAAGAGAUCUCCGGGAAAACGAAGAUAUGGGCUGUCGGACCAUUUAAUCCAGUACUCGAUAUGGUAAACGUGAAAGCUUCAAAAAAUCGCCAUGAAUGCUUGCAAUGGCUAGAUAAGCAACCUGCUAAUUCCGUUAUCUACGUAUCUUUUGGGACGACGACCACCUUUACAGCCGACCAGAUCAGAGAACUGGCCAUCGGGUUGGAAAGAAGCGGUGAAAGGUUCAUUUGGGUGGUUCGACCUGUAGACAUGGGUGUCGAAGAGCAUGGGUUGGUGGAGUUGCCGGAGGGGUUUGAAGAGAGAGUGAAGGGGAGAGGAGUGGUGGAGCGGCGGUGGGCACCGCAGUUGGAGAUUCUGGGUCAUGUUGCCACCGGGGGUUUCAUGACUCACUGUGGUUGGAAUUCGAGCAUUGAGAGCAUAUCCAUGGGAGUUCCGAUGGCCACGUGGCCGAUGCAUUCUGAUCAGCCAAGAAAUGGGUUUUUGAUGACGGAGGUUCUUGGAAUUGGUGUGGCGAUGAAGGAUUGGGAACGUAGAAAGGAGCUGGUGACGGCGGAGGUGGUGGAAGACGCUGUUAAGACGUUACUGGGUUCCAAGGAAGGAGAGGAGAUGCGGCGGAGAGUAGAGAAAUUGGCCGGCGAGGUCAAGAAAUCGGUGGAGAAAGGUGGUGCGAGUCGUAAAGAGAUGGACUCUUUCAUUUCUUACAUUCUUCGUUGAUAACAGAAAAUAUCUAUUAAUUUCUUACAAUCAGUUUAUUUACACUUAUCCAUCUGUAUUGACUCAUUAAAUGAUUUUUUUUAGAUUGAUAUUUUUUGUUCACAGCCCAAACUUUAAACAUUGGUGAUUUAAUAGACUUCAUUUAACUCCAAUAAAUGUGUUCUAAGUCCAAU
Molecule: messenger RNA, 1962 nt
Organism: Lactuca sativa (garden lettuce)
Lineage: Eukaryota; Viridiplantae; Streptophyta; Magnoliopsida; Asterales; Asteraceae
Product: zeatin O-xylosyltransferase
Molecular function (GO): UDP-glycosyltransferase activity
Source: RefSeq, a predicted model, not a curated record